AUAAAUAAAUAAAUAAAAAACACAAUAAUAUCACGUGGGCACGUGAAUUCAUUCAACCAUAAUCACCGGUGCGGACAGGAACAAGUUUCGGUUCUGAAAGACACGUAUUUAUUUAUUCAUUCCCGUUAUAAUACACCACAAUGGCCGAAGGAUCUGGUGAUGAUUUGGCCACAGCCAUUCUUCGUAAGAAGGAAAGGCCAAACAGGCUGUUGGUGGAAGAGGCCAUCAAUGAAGACAACUCCGUGGUUUCACUCUCACAGAAAAAAAUGGACGAGUUACAGUUAUUUCGCGGUGACACAGUACUGCUUAAAGGCAAGCGACGUAAAGAGACAGUGUGUAUUGUUUUGUCAGAUGAUACAGUUACAGAUGAUAAAAUCAGAAUAAACAGAUGUGUCAGAAAUAACCUGAGAGUGAGGCUUGGAGAUAUUGUCAGUAUACAAGCUUGUCCCGAUGUAAAAUAUGGAAAGAGGAUUCAUGUUCUGCCGAUAGAUGACACAGUUGAAGGCCUGGCAGGGAACUUAUUUGAAGUGUUCCUGAAGCCAUACUUUCUUGAAGCCUACAGACCAAUUAAGAAGGGUGACAUAUUUAUUGUACGAGGAGGCAUGAGGGCUGUAGAGUUCAAAGUGAUUGAGACAGACCCAUCGCCAUACUGUAUUGUAGCCCCAGACACAGUCAUUCACUGUGAGGGAGAACCCGUCAAAAGAGAGGAGGAGGAAGAAGCAAUGAAUGAAGUUGGUUAUGACGACAUUGGAGGCUGCCGUAAACAGCUGGCCCAGAUCAAGGAAAUGGUGGAGCUCCCUCUCCGACACCCACAGUUGUUCAAGGCCAUCGGGGUCAAGCCUCCCAGAGGUAUUUUGCUGUAUGGACCCCCAGGAACUGGUAAAACUCUAGUAGCCAGGGCAGUGGCCAAUGAGACCGGAGCUUUCUUCUUUCUCAUUAAUGGUCCUGAAAUCAUGAGCAAGCUGGCUGGAGAGUCUGAGAGCAAUUUAAGGAAGGCUUUUGAGGAGGCAGAGAAAAACUCCCCAGCUAUCAUCUUCAUUGAUGAACUGGAUGCCAUUGCUCCAAAGAGAGAAAAGACCCAUGGUGAGGUUGAAAGGAGAAUUGUAUCCCAACUGCUCACACUGAUGGACGGCCUGAAGCAGCGAGCUCACGUCAUCGUCAUGGCUGCCACAAACAGACCAAACAGCAUUGAUGGUGCUCUCAGACGCUUUGGUCGAUUUGACAGAGAAGUUGACAUUGGUAUUCCUGAUGCUACUGGUCGCCUAGAAAUCCUCAGAAUCCACACCAAGAACAUGAAACUGUCUGAUGAUGUGGAUCUUGAACAGGUUGCAUCUGAGACCCAUGGUCAUGUUGGCGCUGACUUGGCUGCCUUGUGUUCAGAAGCUGCCCUGCAGCAGAUCAGAGAAAAGAUGGAUCUAAUUGACUUGGAGGAUGAGCACAUUGAUGCGGAGGUUCUUGAUUCUCUGGCUGUAAACAUGGAUGACUUCCGUUGGGCCCUGAGCAAGAGCAACCCAAGCGCCCUUAGGGAGACUGCCGUUGAGGUGCCUACUGUUACCUGGGAUGAUGUUGGAGGUUUAGAGAAUGUUAAACGUGAACUGCAGGAACUUGUACAGUAUCCAGUGGAGCAUCCAGAGAAGUUCUUGAAGUUUGGUAUGACGCCAUCGAAGGGAGUGUUGUUCUAUGGACCACCUGGUUGUGGUAAAACCCUUCUGGCCAAGGCCAUCGCUAACGAGUGCCAGGCAAACUUCAUCUCAGUCAAGGGGCCAGAAAUGUUGACCAUGUGGUUUGGAGAAUCAGAGGCCAACGUUAGAGAAAUCUUUGACAAGGCGAGGUCAGCAGCUCCAUGUGUUCUGUUCUUUGAUGAGUUGGAUUCCAUCGCUAAGUCCAGAGGUGGCAAUGCCGGAGAUGGAGGUGGUGCAGCAGACAGAGUGAUCAACCAGCUGCUCACAGAGAUGGACGGUAUGAACGCAAAGAAGAAUGUCUUCAUUAUAGGUGCAACUAACAGGCCAGACAUCAUUGAUCCUGCCAUCCUGCGUCCAGGCAAAACUCUUAAAGAAAAAACAUGUGAAGGUUUACCGGAUAACGCGCUGCUUACCAUAGGGUCGUCCAUUGAAGGUAUAUCGACUAAUGCGCUGCUUACCACUGGGUCGUCCAGUGAAGGUAUAUCGGAUAAUUCGCUGCUUACCACUGGGUCGUCCAGUGAAGGUAUACCGGAUAACGCGCUGCUUACCAUAGGGUCGUCCAGUGAAGGUAUACCGGAUAAUGCGCUGCUUACCAUAGGGUCGUCCAGUGAAGGUAUAUCGGAUAAUGCGCUGCUUACCACUGGGUCGUCCAGUGAAGGUUUACCGGAUAAUGCGCUGCUUACCAUAGGGUCGUCCAUUGAAGGUAUACCGGAUAAUGCGCUGCUUACCACUGGGUCGUCCAAUGAAGGUAUACCGGAUACUGCGCUGCUUACCAUAGGGUCGUCCAGUGAAGGUAUACCGGAUAAUGCGCUGCUUACCAUAGGGUCGUCCAGUAAAGGUAUACCGGAUAAUGCGCUGCUUAACAAUGGGUCGUCCAGUGAAGGUAUAUCGGAUAAUGCGCUGUUUACCACUGGGUCGUCCAGUGAAGGUAUACCAGAUAAUGCGCUGCUUACCAUGCGGUCGUCCAGUAAAGGUUUACCGGAUAAUGCGCUGCUUACCAUAGGGUCGUCCAGUGAUGGUAUACCGGAUAAUGCGCUGCUUACCACUGGGUCGUCCAGUGAAGGUAUACCGGAUAAUGCGCUGCUUACCACUGGGUCGUCCAGUGAAGGUAUACCAGAUAAUGCGCUGCUUACCACUGGGUGGCCAAGAGGUUUACCGGAUAAUGCGCUGCUUACCACUGGGUCGUCCAGUGAAGGUAUACCGGAUAACGCGCUGCUUACCACUGGGUCGUCCAGUGAAGGUAUAUCGGAUAAUGCGCUGCUUACCACUGGUCGUCCAGUGAAGGUAUACCGGAUAAUGCGCUGCUUACCAUGCGGUCGUCCAGUGAAGGUUUACCGGAUAAGGCGCUGCUUACCACUGGGUAGCCAAGAGAAGGUUUACCGGAUAAUGCGCUGCUUACCACUGGGUCGUCCAGAGAAGGUAUACCGAAUAAUGCGCUGCUUACCACUGGUCGUCCAGUGA
Mya arenaria is the source of this 3143-nucleotide messenger RNA. Its product is annotated as transitional endoplasmic reticulum ATPase-like. The record is from RefSeq and is a predicted model, not a curated record. Lineage: Eukaryota; Metazoa; Mollusca; Bivalvia; Myida; Myidae. Gene Ontology annotation, biological process: mitotic spindle disassembly; autophagosome maturation; retrograde protein transport, ER to cytosol. Gene Ontology annotation, molecular function: polyubiquitin modification-dependent protein binding; ATP binding; ATP hydrolysis activity. Bases 141 to 3143 code for a protein of 1000 amino acids. Gene Ontology annotation, cellular component: cytosol; VCP-NPL4-UFD1 AAA ATPase complex; nucleus. The transcript is spliced from 17 exons.